UGCUUGUCCAUUAAUAGAACUGGUUUCCGUAGGAGAGAUGUUGGAAGGAUUGUCGAUUUGGUGCUAAAUUUUCCUGCACAGUGGAUGAAUAACCACGACUGUAUUUUUGAGAUCAUCUUUAUUUAAAACAUAUGAGUGAAUGAGAGCUGCUCGAUGUGACUCUGGCAGCCGUCGACCAUGAGUAAUAGCCACCCUCUGCGUCCACUGGCCUCCGUGUCGGAGAUCGACCACAUCCAUCUGCUGUCGGAGCAGCUGGGAGCCCUGGUGCUGGGUGAGGAGUACAGCGAUGUCACCUUCAUUGUGGAGGGGAAGCGCUUCCCGGCGCACCGGGUCAUACUGGCAGCUCGCUGCCACUACUUCAGGGCCCUACUGUAUGGUGGGAUGAAAGAGUCCCAGCCCCAGGCGGAGGUGUGUCUAGAGGAGACGCGGGCUGAAGCCUUCUCCAUGCUGUUACACUACCUGUACACGGGCCGGGCCAGUCUCAGCUCGGCCCGGGAAGAGGUGCUGCUUGACUUCUUGGGCCUUGCUCACCGCUAUGGCCUCCAGCCACUGGAGGACUCUACUUCUGAAUUCCUCCGCACCAUCCUGCACACCAAUAACGUCUGCUUGGUCUUUGACGUGGCCAGCCUUUACUCUCUGAGCGCACUCAGUGCAGCCUGCUGUGCCUACAUGGACAGACACGGACCUGAAGUAUUGAAUUCUGACGGCUUCCUCAUGCUCUCCAAGACUGCUCUGCUGACUGUGGUCAGGCGAGACUCGUUUGCUGCCAGUGAGAAGGAGAUCUUCCAGGCCUUGUGUCGUUGGUGCCGACAGCACGUGGAUGGGGCUGACACCAAGGAAGUGAUGGCAGCAGUGCGGCUGCCGCUCAUGACCCUGACAGAGAUGCUGAACGUGGUGCGACCGUCUGGCCUAUUGAGCCCGGACGACUUACUGGACGCUAUCAAGACCCGCUCUGAGAGCCGCAACAUGGACCUGAACUACCGCGGCAUGCUUAUUCCAGAAGAGAACAUUGCCACCAUGAAGUACGGAGCUCAGGUGGUGAAAGGGGAGCUGAAGUCUGCGCUGCUGGACGGAGACACCCAGAACUACGACCUGGACCACGGCUUCUCCAGGCAUCCCAUCGAGGAUGACGGCCGGGCCGGGAUCCAAGUCAAACUUGGCCAGUCGUCUAUCAUAAACCACAUCCGCCUACUGCUGUGGGACAGAGACAGCCGGUCUUACUCCUACUACAUUGAGGUAUCUAUGGAUGAGCUGGACUGGGUGCGUGUUGUGGACCAUUCAAAGUAUCUCUGCCGCUCUUGGCAGAACCUGUUCUUCACACCACGAGUUUGCAGGUACGUUCGCAUUGUGGGAACACACAACACAGUCAACAAGGUCUUCCACCUCGUGGCUUUUGAAUGCAUGUUCACCAACCGCUCAUUUACCCUAGAGAACGGACUUUUGGUGCCCAGUGAGAAUGUGGCGACCAUUGCAGCGUGCGCCAGUGUUGUUGAGGGCGUAAGCCGUAGCAGAAACGCCUUGCUCAACGGGGACACACGCAACUACGACUGGGACUCCGGUUACACCUGCCAUCAGCUGGGCUCUGGAGCAAUCGUCGUCCAGCUGGCUCAGCCCUACUCCAUAAGCUCCCUGAGGCUGCUGCUGUGGGACUGUGACGAACGCUCCUACAGUUAUUACAUUGAAGUAUCCACCAACCAGCAGCAGUGGACGAAGGUGGUCGACCGCACCAGGAUGGCAUGUCGAUCAUGGCAGACAUUGAAGUUUGAUAAGCAGCCUGCUUCCUUCAUCCGCAUUGUUGGGACUCACAACACUGCUAAUGAGGUGUUCCACUGUGUUCACUUCGAGUGUCCGGCCCAGCUGGACACAGAGGUUAAUGAAGGCAGCCCAGGCCUGGACUCCUCUGAUUCUGGAGCCAUCUCCCAGCAGCAGCAUCGACCCCAACGACCUUCACGCACACACAGCCUGCUGCCCUCCCAGCCCUCUUCAUCCUCAUCAUCUUCCUCACAGUCCCAUCAUUAAGAGACCCCUCACUCCCUUAUUGGAAGGUGUUGAGAGGAAGGGAGACCUCAGAAUGCCAUUUUGCACAGCCUUCAUCAUCCAGACUGCACUGCUACAACGCUGCUAAAGGCAGUCGUCUCAUUGUCAUAAACCAUGAUCCGUCUGUCAUAAGUGCAACAUUAGAGACUGGUAUAUCUGUAGCAGCAUUUAGGGCUCCAGUCUUCCCACUUUUGAAACAAAAAGUUAGGUGUUACAUCCACUGGCUUAUACAUUUUUGUGAAGGUACUUUCUAGCUACUCAAGACUCGAGUUUUUUCCUUAAAAAAUCAUCAAAGUGGAAUCUUUUCUUCUCCAAAGAUGAGGAACACUGAAAUGUGGUUAUACUGUACCACCAAAGAGCAGUAAGACCAGGGUAGGGGGGGUUGAUAUCUGAAUUUUACGGGUUAACGUUUCCAAAAAAAAGAUGCAUUUUAUCCUUAUAAAAAAGCUAUUUUUUUAAGAAACUUGUCUUAAAACGACUACUCACUUUUCAUACCAUCAAGCUAACAGAGUAGCAUUUAAGUAUUUUUCAAAGUUUGGAAUUCAAUUCUUCAAAUAUUUGCCAAAGCUGUCGAGCUAAUGCAUUUCUUGGCAUUUAUAUGCAAUUUGCACCCGAAACCAACAUCGGUGAUCCUUAUCUGGCGUGACUUUUUUGUAGUUAAAAUUCAUACCUCGGGGGGAAAAAAACUCACUAUAACUAAACUUAGAUUUAAGUGAGUCACUUAAUUUAGCGUUUUAAGAGCUUGAAUAGCUUAGCACAAAUGAUUGGGGAAAUCACUUAGGUUGGGAAAAUUGGGGCUGAGGGUCUCGGACCAAAUUAUGUAUGCACUAGGGCUGCUGGGAUGAAAGGUUAUAUACAGUAGAUACACGAGCAGCUGCUAUUGGCACUUUAUUUUACUCAAGUACACAGAAAUAAAGGUUGCAGCUUGGGUCUCCUGACUGAAGUACAGAACUGAAGUGCUCGAUGUCUGUAUGUUAAUUUAAUUUAAACACUUCCUCGCUCUGUCAGGAUCGGCCAGGUUUGUCUUUUGUGUUUUGUUUUUUUGUUUUUUUUUUUGGAGGUUUGUUUUUAAAUUAAGCUCAUCAGUGCUGUGGUUCCUGUUUGUUUCUUUUGUGUCCUGAUGUUGCACUUUUGAGUUGUUUGUCUUGAAAAAUCUUCAAACCUUUUUAUUUGAUGUUAAGUAACCUGAAAUACCUAACUACCUUGGGCGACCCACUGAUGUUUCUAUAAGCCUUCUUUAGUCAUCCCCAUCUACAUUAUAGAUUACCCAUAGUUGGAUAAAGUCUUCCUUAAGAACUAACCAGAUAACUGAAAUAGGGCUUUGUUCAGGUUACAUUGUUAAUGUAGAGGAAACACUCCCCAUCCCUCAUCUAACUUUAUGUAUGUAUAUAGUUUUACUUAAUAUAUAUAUAUAUUAGUUUUGACCAUUGACGUGUGAUUGCAUUUCACUGCCUCUUGUUCAAUACAUUGCCUGUCAAAAAUGUGAUUAUGGAAACAACUGACAUUGUUUAAUAAUGUUCAUUGCUGUGAGGGGUCACACCCGUCUGCUUGCCUGAAUCGCUGCUGUUUAACACAGCGGAAGUCUUUGAUACAAGCAAUACAGUGAUCUCUAUCUUCUGUUGAGCCUGGAGUCUCUUUUACAGACCAACAAUGCUGAUUGAUCAGUCAAGAUCUAUUCAUCAUGCUCCAGGCUCCGAUGCCCUGGUAGCUCUUCUUUAGGAAAUGUCGAUGUGUAAUUCGUCCCAAGGAGCUGUUUUAUUGUCAUGAAACAUUUAAAAACAUCUCAUUUUGAAGUUCAA
This is a messenger RNA of Micropterus dolomieu (smallmouth bass), 3836 nucleotides long. RefSeq names its product BTB (POZ) domain containing 9 (gene btbd9). NCBI's taxonomy places the organism in Eukaryota, Metazoa, Chordata, Actinopteri, Centrarchiformes, Centrarchidae. Bases 178 to 2019 code for a protein of 613 amino acids. Gene Ontology annotation, molecular function: protein binding. The transcript is spliced from 11 exons. Gene Ontology annotation, biological process: modulation of chemical synaptic transmission; adult locomotory behavior; circadian behavior. The record is from RefSeq and is a predicted model, not a curated record.